AAAUCCGUCACAAAUCCGUCGGUCGUUGCGAUGCUCUACGCCAUUAUGGAAGCGGUUGCAGAUAGAAUUGAAAUGCACAAAAACAUUGGAGAUCAUAGAAACGAAUGGAACUCUCUCUUUCUCAAUUCGAUCAACGCUCUCACUCUCGCUGCCGCCACCAUGGCCGGCAUCGCCUCCAUGAGCAAGGGAGACGCCACCGCAGUGGCGUUGUCAUCGACAGCGAUGUACGUGGCAGCGACCGGGAUGCUUUCCAUCGUCAACAAAAUCCAACCGCCGCAGCUAGCCGUAGAGCAGCGCAACGCAACGAGACUGUUCAAACAGCUUCACAAUCAAAUCCAAAUCAUUCUCUCAAUUGGAAAUCCAAAUCUAAUUCAUGUGAAGGAAUUCAUGGACAAAGUGUUGGCGCUCGACAGGGCUUUUCCGCUGCCUCUCCUCGGCGCCAUGCUCGAUAAAUUCCCGGCCACCGUGGAGCCCGCGUUGUGGUGGCCUCACAACGGAAGAAAGCAGCCUAAAACGAGCAAAGGCUACAACGGUUGGAAUGGGAAAUUGGAAGAGGAAAUGAGAGAAAUAGUAAAUGUGAUAAAGAGAAAAGACGAAGAAGAAUACUUGAAUUUGGGUGAAAAGGCACUCAAAUUCAAUAAGGUAUUGGCGAUGAGCGGUCAUGUUUUGACGGGUGUGGUUCGCCGUUGGUUAGCCACGAAACCAUACUGUGGAAUUCCCUCAACCACAACGGCCGCACCGUGUUCUCGCGCGUAUUAGUGACGG
This is a messenger RNA of Salvia splendens (bonfire salvia), 765 nucleotides long. Its product is annotated as probable F-box protein At4g22030. The annotation marks the transcript as partial. The transcript has a single exon. NCBI's taxonomy places the organism in Eukaryota, Viridiplantae, Streptophyta, Magnoliopsida, Lamiales, Lamiaceae. The record is from RefSeq and is a predicted model, not a curated record.